Molecule: messenger RNA, 1836 nt
Organism: Malassezia vespertilionis
Lineage: Eukaryota; Fungi; Basidiomycota; Malasseziomycetes; Malasseziales; Malasseziaceae
Exons: 2
Coding region: 1-1836 (611 amino acids)
Biological process (GO): DNA replication initiation; DNA replication
Cellular component (GO): replication fork protection complex; nucleus
Molecular function (GO): single-stranded DNA binding; DNA replication origin binding
Source: RefSeq, a predicted model, not a curated record
AUGGACCACUGUGGGCGCAACGUCAUAUCCACCGCGGCGUCGCGCGGCGUCGCGGAGCUGAAAACGCAAUGCAAUUCCAAGAUUGAGUAUGCAAGAGCUCGCGCGCAGCAGAUGCAACAGCCGUCUUACUCCACGCUGGCCGCCAGCGCAUCUAGCAUCCAAGAACGAGACAAGGAACAUCGCGUGCGUCGAGAAACAAACGAGGCGCUGCGUGCUUCGCGGGGAAGCGUAUUUGGACAGAAGGCUACCGUACCUAUCCGUAAUGAGCGGCUCGAGCUGGUUGAGGCGCUUGAACGCGGGCCGCAUGAGUUUACGCCGCCCAAUGACGACCCAGAGUUUGCGCUGUACGAGCCAAACUCGCGGAUGCGUGUGCGCAACCGUCAAGUAUCACACGCACAGCUGCAGCAGUACUUGGAAUGUCGUUACAUUGUUAAUAUUGGUACAUUGUAUAACCUCGCGGGAAGAACAGGAAAGUCGCUGAGCGAGUACCAAAGCGCAAACGACCGGACAAUGGACGGAGACGUGGAAGUACCUUUGUAUGGCGAUUGGGUUCUUUUUGCCGUGAUGGGAGAGAAGAGUGCGAUGAAAUACACAGCGGGCCGCGUGGACGACACACAAAACGAAGCAUCGCCCCGAGGUUCGGACGCGUUUGCACGCGAGAACCCGACCAAGCCGGCGCGCAAAUUCUUUAGCUGCAAGCUGCUGAAUCUGAGCACGGACGUGAUUGAGACGCAUCGGGCAAUGCCUGGGCACUGUAUGCUGACAAUGAUGCUGUUUGAGUCGAAGGAGACGCAUUCAAAUGCAGAUGGUACCACGCGGUUUAGCGGCGGCAGCGGCGGCGCAUUUGAGAAACUCUGGAAAGAGCGUGACGGAAUGUUGCUUGCGAUCCUGAAUCCACGCAUUAUGAAGCCGCGGCGUAACGAUGCAUCCAAGAACCUAACCAUCACACCAAGGUCUGCCGACUCUGUCCUGGUUCUCGGGCAUGCGGACGCUUACGCGCAAUGCCAAGCGAUCCGGAAAGAUGGAUCGCGUUGUACGGCGUUUGUUAUGAAGACCGCUGGAAAUAAUGGCGUGUGUGAUUUUCAUUUGGAACGCGCCGUCACGUCCAAUAUGCGAUCGCGCAUGGAAUUCGCGUCCAGCACCGCAUCAAUGCUUGGCAAGCCAACAAGCGACACCGCAAAGCAAAUGCACGGAAUACGCUCGCGCCACGUUCGUCCAAGUGGUGCACUGGGCAUCUCGGGGCUUGACGCAGAUGUUGCGCCUGCGCGCACGUAUGUGGUGAAUCCCUCUCGUGAGAUUUUGUCGGUAAACGACCCGCGCACAGCGAGCUACAAUGUAGAAGCGCGCUACGGACGUGGCCGUGCCGAGAAGGAGCAGCGAAAGCGUAAACAAGAGGCGGACGCGCACCUUGGCGACAAGGUCCAAGCAAGCAACAGCAAGCAACAGGCCAAACCUUGUGCUGCUGCACCACGGCGAGCGCGGAAGCCAGGCCUGACAGAGACGCGAAAUGCUGAAGAGAAAUUUCUCGCAGAGGUGGAUCAAAACAGUCUUGCAGCCAAAACGCUGCGCAUUGCUCAGGCGACACUACGUGGCGAGUUUAAGCCCGGUCAGAAAAAUUCCAGGCAGCGGUCAAGCAAUGACCCAGGCCGUGCGCUGCAAAACUCGGACGUAGCUGCACGCCUGCUUUCUCGGCAUCAGGCUACAGGCGACGCCCUACCGCAAGCGCGGCUGCGUGGGAAAAAGUUCCGGUCGAAUGUGCUGGACCGUGAUGGCCCCGCAUCACGACAUGUACAAGAGCUCGAAGAAGACGACGAUAAUGAUCUAAUUAUCAUAUAA